Molecule: messenger RNA, 435 nt
Organism: Spathaspora passalidarum NRRL Y-27907
Lineage: Eukaryota; Fungi; Ascomycota; Pichiomycetes; Serinales; Debaryomycetaceae
Exons: 1
Coding region: 1-435 (144 amino acids)
Source: RefSeq, a predicted model, not a curated record
AUGACAAUCACAGAAGAUCCAACAGGAUUCAGCAAAUCCUUUAUAGCACACUUUAAUGACAAUGACAAGACAGAAUUCUUUUUUCACAAACUCACAUUAGCCGAUCAACAAAUCAUAAAUGUCCAAAUGGACGGCGUAAUGGACACAACAUUUGACAUACCCAUGACAACCCAGGCAAGUAUAAAUUAUGCCAGUUCAAUGGAGAUAGACGGUAACACACUAGGCGUUCCUGAGCCUGUUCUUAUGAUUGGUGAUCAUGCCAAUAUGAAAAUUCUGAUUGUCGCCAGCCAGAUUGCCAAAUUAAUUGCCUUACGAAGUCCGCGUCAUACUUGUUUGUCAAUUGGAUCUAGAUGGUUUGGAACCGGAGAUGAAGUUCAGGAUGGUGAUUUCGAAAAGUUGAUGUUUAUAAUAGAGAACAUAAAGAAGCUUUUAUAA